ACAGGUGAAAAAACUGAAUACUUGAAUUAAUUUAAGCCAUAAAAAAGGAGAGAGAGAGGGAUUGGGUUUUAGUUGAGUACUCAUACAUGGCAUGCCAAUCAUCAACAAUAUGGAGAACAAAAGCUGAAUCUGCUUCCAAAAUUUCAAGCUGCUUUAACAACAGCUCCUCCAUGCUCCUCUUCUCCUCCGCCAUUCGCAACAAAAGCCGCCGUUUCCUCACUUGUUCGUUAGACCCCAUCUCCACUUCAUCAACAACAUCUUCUUCUUCAGCCUCACAGAAAGCUAGUUGCAAGAACAUAACAAACAGAAAGUCUCUUGAAGUACAAAGAACCAAGGAUGGGGCUUCCUCGGUUUUGCAUGGCGAUGAGCGUAGACAAUCCGAUAAGAAGAUUAAGAAGAGCAAGAAGGAUGAGACUAAGAAUGGCGAAAGUAUGGGAUCGAAAUCUGGAUCAAGAAAGUGGCCAUCGUCAUGGCAGAAGGUUUUCUUCGCAUCCAAGAAGUUUAGGAGUAUUAUGCUGCUCAAUUUCAUCACAAUUGUAUAUGCAAGUGACAUUCCAGUUAUUAAAGAAGUUGAAGCUUUCAUGGAUCCUGCAGCCUUCUCAGUGGUACGAUUUGUCAUGUCAGCCAUCCCAUUUCUUCCAUUUGUGUUUCAAUCGCGAGGUGAUGUCCAGACUCGCAAUUCAGGCAUGGAGUUGGGGUUCUGGAUCAGUCUAGGAUACCUUCUUGAGGCACUUGGUUUGCUUACAUCUGAUGCUGGGCGUGCAUCAUUCAUUUCUCUGUUCACAGUUAUCACGGUACCCUUGCUUGAUGGCAUGCUUGGAGCAACCAUACCUACUCGUACCUGGUUCGGAGUCCUCAUGUCUGCUCUCGGGAUUGCUAUGCUCGAAUGCAGCGGAUCACCUCCGAAUGUUGGAGAUCUUUUGAACUUCUUGAGUGCAAUAUUUUUUGGAAUUCACAUGCUUCGAACUGAACAGAUUUCCAGAAGCACAAAGAAAGAAAACUUCUUAGCAAUUCUUGGAUUUGAGGUUUGUGUUGUUGCUAUGAUAUCAACAAUUUGGGUUUUCAUUGGAGGGUGGUUUGAUGGUACCAACUAUUCCAACCAAUCCCCAUGGACAUGGACAGAGCUGUGGGACUGGCUUGUUGUAUUUCCAUGGAUACCAGCAAUUUAUACCGGUGCAUUUUCAACCGGAUUAUGCUUAUGGAUUGAGAUUGCAGCGAUGUGUGAUGUUUCAGCAACAGAAACAGCCAUAAUUUACGGGAUGGAACCACUCUGGGGUGCUGGUUUUGCUUGGUUUCUGCUUGGUGAAAGAUGGGGUAUGCUUGGAUGGUUAGGCGCUGCUCUUGUUCUUGGUGGAAGCUUACUGGUGCAGAUUUUCGGGUCCUCGUCCCCCAGAGAAUUUACGGUGGCUGAAGAUGGUAAUGAGAAAGGUGAUCUCCAACGAGUUCCAGUCGAGCAUAAAUUUCAAAACGGACUCUCUACUUCACCGGUUGUUGUCAGAUCCGAAAAGAAUGUCACAGAUUUCUUCAAGUGAUCUCACCUAUUUCUUUCUCCGUCUGUAUAUACGUACAAGUUUGAAAGUAGCGAACACAAACUUAUCAACGAUUCUUAUCAUAACAACUGAAGAAUUACAAA
Messenger RNA from Pyrus x bretschneideri (Chinese white pear), 1633 nucleotides. RefSeq lists its product as uncharacterized. Lineage: Eukaryota; Viridiplantae; Streptophyta; Magnoliopsida; Rosales; Rosaceae. Gene Ontology annotation, cellular component: membrane. The record is from RefSeq and is a predicted model, not a curated record. The transcript is spliced from 6 exons. Bases 87 to 1532 code for a protein of 481 amino acids.